CGCAUCUCCUUGUACCGUUGCUUGAUCGAGUUUCUGAUCGACUGAUCAACCAUAAGUACAUCUGCAAAAGAACUCCUACGUGUAACGAGUUUGAUUUAGAUACCGCAACAGAUGCUGACAGGCGCAAAGAGGACGGGAACCAUUGCUAAAGCUUCACGAAUUAAGUUUCCGUUGGAGUUGGAGAAGACUUUCGAACAAGCUCAGUUAAACUAUAAAUGACGGAACGAAAUAACGUAGAUCAAAAACGAUUGUACCAUAAACAGAUUGUAACGUAAAGGAAACUCGUGGAAUAGCUCCAAACAGGACGCACUUUACAUUACGCAGUGUACAUUGAGUUUUGUUGCCCACCGAAUUGCAUACCAAGUGUCUCAAUGAGUACUGAAGUAUUAGAAUGCCAACAUCCUCAAUCGCGUGAAAGAUCCAGUUCUCGUUCCGAACCGGAAAGGAGUCUUAACAAGGAGGCUGAUCGGUUAGAAACGUUUAAUUACUGUCUGCCGACACACUCACCUUUCGUCUACAACAGUAAGCAGGAGCUAGCGCGCUGGGGGUUCUACUAUGUCGCACAUCCGGAUGUGGUGAAGUGCUACUUUUGCAACAUAGAACUCGCAAACUGGGAACCGAGCGAUGUGGUGACGCAAGAGCACCGCAAAUGGUCGCUUUACUGUCCGCUGAUGACAAAGCGUCCCACGAACAAUGUGCCUUUAGACGAGAAUUUUCUCGACCUGCUGGAGGACAUUGUUGCGGACGUAACCGGUACUACGGAUGAGACAGCUGCAACGUUCAGCAUACCCCAAAGUAUCGCACCCGAACCCGAACCAAUCAUCAACGUGCAGGAUGAUUCUGUUCCAAUCUACAACCCGAAGCACCCGGAGUAUAAAAUCGAAGCGCAACGAUUGUUAAGCUUCAAGGAAUGGCCCAAAUCGAUGAAGCAAACUCCCGCGCAGAUGGUCGACGCUGGUUUCUUCUACACCGGCAAGGGUGAUAUCGUGAAGUGCUUCUGCUGUGAUGGUACCUUAAAAGACUGGCUGAGUGACGAUGAUCCAUGGGUGGAGCAUGCAACCUACUACAGUGGGUGCUUUUACGUUCAGCUGAUAAAAUCGGCCGAAUUUAUACGCCAAUGUCAGACGACGAAGCCGACUGCUAGCAGUGAGGUGAAAGGUGAAAAGGAUAUUCCGAAAGCCGCGGACCCGGUUGCUGCGGUGGCCGAGGUGGACGACGAUAGGUGUUGCAAGCUUUGCUACGUUCGGCCGUACGACACAAUAUUCAUGCCAUGCCGGCACGUCGUCGCGUGUGGGAAGUGUGCAUCCGCCACCGUUAGAUGUCCAUUGUGCAAUGAGCCGUAUUUCAACAUUUUGCGUAUCUACCUUCCGUAGGGACAAUUAGUUCACUGUUCUCUUGAAUUUCGCGUGGAGAGUAAUGUUCUUCUAGUUCACAUUCUUUCUGAGGCCUCUGAUCGGGCGACGAACCAUUUCAAUUAGUUUAGAAAAUGCUUCAAAUUGAUGAUGGACGAGCUGAAAGUCAGCUGCGUGGUAAUAAAAUUCACAUACUUAUUCACACGUUCCAAAGUAAUUCACUGAGUUUCGUGAACAGAAUUCCUGAGAGGAAUUCUUUAAGUUCAACCGUUACUCAGUACGGAAACAAUAGCUUAGUGUUUACAUAGUUGCUGAGUUGUAACUACAUGUUACUACACAAACCUUGCAAAGUAGUUCCGUAAUGUGUAUGUGGAGCAUUUUCUUGACUGAUUGCAAUGUUCCGUUGCCCCAAUAGAAGCCAUGAUUUGUAAGAUGUUUGAUGAACCUUAGACAUGAAGAGUAGGGGCGCCGGUCCUCACACGAACGGACCGGACUAAAAUCCCAUCCGGACCAAUCCGCCGUAAGCAGGACUGUGGCUAUUCCAGCUUUACGGGGAAAUAACGUCAGAGAAGGUCUUAACCUUUUGAGGUUGUUGUGUAGACAUCUCUCUAUCGAGAGGAUAAGAAGAGUGAUUUAUUAGUCAAAACAAAUAUGGACUGUGUUGCUGUCGUGAAUCCUACCAGAACGAUAAUCCCCUUAGUUUUUUUUAGUAUGUAAUAGUAUUUUGCAAUAUUUUGUAUUAAACCUAUUCGUUUAAUAAUUUGCCUGCGCUAAACAUUCGUCCUUUUCGUUAGUAUCCAAAAGAACGCUGCGCUUGUCGAAGGCAGCUUUUCCUGCACGUCACUGUUGGGUCCCAGUCAAAAGCGCUUAAAUUAGCGCCCUCUGUUGGGCGUUCGCGCAACUUACAUCCUAAUCAAUAAGUUCCUAGAACGACCGCACCGUUACAACGUCGUAACAAUGACGUAUAUAACAACAUUUUAACAACUGUUGGGACAGAAAUAUCAAAAGGGUUAACGAAUUGCACACGAACUUUAAUUACUUUCAAAUUGAGACAGCAGCAACCAAAAGCAACUGAAAGGCGCGGCCCAGUAGGACAACUACCAUCAUCGCCGAUCUUCACAGGAACGGACCGGAUCAAAAUCCCAUCCGGACCAAUCGCCCGUAUCACGGAUUGACUAUAUCCGACUACGUGGUCAAAUAAGUCGAUGCGGGACCAGGCCGAUCUAGCAAAAAAACUAAAGCAACAACUAUAAAGGGUGCUUCCAAUAGAGUAACGUGUGUAAAAACAAUAGAUGUAAAUGGGAUAUGUAUGUAAAGGGGAUAAAAAGAAAAUUAAAUAAAGUAAUUGAUAA
Molecule: messenger RNA, 2704 nt
Organism: Anopheles moucheti
Lineage: Eukaryota; Metazoa; Arthropoda; Insecta; Diptera; Culicidae
Product: death-associated inhibitor of apoptosis 1-like
Exons: 2
Coding region: 372-1373 (333 amino acids)
Biological process (GO): negative regulation of apoptotic process; regulation of cell cycle; positive regulation of protein ubiquitination
Cellular component (GO): nucleus; cytoplasm
Molecular function (GO): cysteine-type endopeptidase inhibitor activity involved in apoptotic process; ubiquitin protein ligase activity
Source: RefSeq, a predicted model, not a curated record